Molecule: messenger RNA, 1710 nt
Organism: Spizellomyces punctatus DAOM BR117
Lineage: Eukaryota; Fungi; Chytridiomycota; Chytridiomycetes; Spizellomycetales; Spizellomycetaceae
Exons: 6
Coding region: 1-1710 (569 amino acids)
Source: RefSeq, a predicted model, not a curated record
AUGCGAACGAUCGGGACGGGAGAGGACGACCAUCGACAAACGACGCGUCGUGUUACCCGCACCACUUCAAGGCACGUGAUCUACCGCGAGGGUGAGAAUGAGUACCUCCCGGGUUACAGCCCCAUCGACUUCCAUAUCGCUUUCAAUCGCUUCAACAGCUUAUACGUGCAAACAGGAUCAAUCGCCAUGCCUGAAAGCCAAUUUCCUCUUGGGCACUCAGAGAAUCCCUACGAGUUGCUGAUAGUAGGAGCUGGGCCUCACGCCCUCACGCUCCUGGUACGGUUGCUCACCAAAUAUCCGGUUACUUUAUUCAACGAUGAGGAACAGGACCGCCUUCUGCGUCAUGUCAAGCAUCAGAAAGGGUGUGGCAUGGUUGAUGAAGCACGCAAACGAAAGUACUUGGUAGUCGACGAAGGAGGUGAAUGGCUGAGCCGUUGGAAAAAGCUUUUUGCCGGGUACGACAUCCCGUGGCUAAGGAGUCUUGUCAAUAUACACCCGGAUGCAUCUCGGCGUAUGAACUCUGCUUUCAAUCAUUCGCAAAAUACAACCCUGCACGUCCCGACCUCGUCACUCUUCAUCGAUUUUUGUGCGCACCUUGUUGAGAAGCACCAUUUAAAUGAUGUUAUCCAGCAAGGGAGUGUUCAUUGUAUCAAGCCUAUGUUCGACAGCUCUUGCAAUAUCUGCAAAGGAUUCGAGAUUGAUCUUCUACACAAUGGACAUUGCAAGAAAAUCCACGCAUCUCGGGUAGUCUGUGCCAUUGGAAACGGAAAUUGCUUGCGGCUUCCUGACUGGGUUCCACCAUGUGAUGGUUGUAAUACUGUAAAGUGGCCUAAAGAAUGUCUGAUGCAUUCGGCCGAGUUGGUUAAGAGCGGUGUUCUCAACUGCGAAGGAUGUUGCUCCAAAGAGCAAACUCAGUUGCUGCCGACCCUUCGUGAGGCAUCAAAAGGGAGAUUGAUGAUAGUGGGAGGAGGUCUCACAGCAGCCCACCUAGUGAAGCAUGGCGUCAAGCGGUUCGACCAGGUUUUACUGGUAAGCCGGUCGUUUCUACGUGUGAAGCAUUUUGAUGUUUCGUUGAAUUGGAUCGAUCGAUACGGAAAUGUGGAGAUGGCCAAAUUUUGGCAGGAAAACGAUCCCAGAAUUCGACUGAAGAUCAUACAAAAUGCCCGGGAAGGAGGCAGCAUGACUCCAUCAAUGUGGGAAUACAUAGAAUCCGCCAAAGCGGCUGGAUCACUCGAAACGAAGCAGUAUACUGAGAUAAUAAGCGCGAUAUGGAGGACCGACACCCACUGUGCUUGCGAUUCUGCGGAGACAGCCAAGGGAUUUUGGGAAGUUCAUUUGAGUGAUGGUAGUAUUGAGAAUGUUCAUGCCAUAUGGAUGGCUACUGGAAGCAAAAUGAAUGUCACGCAAGACCCGCUGCUCUCGCAGAUAUGCAAAGCCGUCCCGACCACAUUAAUUGAGGGAUUUCCUGUUCUAACGCAUGAUCUACGCUGGCAAUCAUCCAUUCCCUUGUACGUAAUGGGCGGUUAUGCUGCGCUUCAGCUGGGGCCCAAUGCCCUGAACCUGGCAGGCGCUAAAAUUGCCAGUGAGAGAAUCGUAGAAGCUUUGGAGACUGAAAUGGGUUUUGACCAAGCUCAUGCCGACGAUGGCGCCGCUGUAGUUGGCGGCUGGGCAAAUCGGUACAAGUUCUUGGAAGAUGAAGACGCUUGUUAG